Molecule: messenger RNA, 2029 nt
Organism: Phyllostomus discolor (pale spear-nosed bat)
Lineage: Eukaryota; Metazoa; Chordata; Mammalia; Chiroptera; Phyllostomidae
Gene: ATP6V1H
Product: ATPase H+ transporting V1 subunit H
Exons: 15
Coding region: 237-1757 (506 amino acids)
Biological process (GO): proton transmembrane transport
Cellular component (GO): vacuolar proton-transporting V-type ATPase, V1 domain; lysosomal membrane
Molecular function (GO): proton-transporting ATPase activity, rotational mechanism
Source: RefSeq, a predicted model, not a curated record
CCUGUCAUUCUACUGCGGUUCCUAGUCUGCUAGUGCCUGCCUCAACGUCUGCUAGGUAGUGGGAUCUCUUCCCUUUUCGGCGUCCGAGUCUCCUGCCGCCGCUCAGGCCUCCGGACCCUUCGGAAGAGGUUCUGACUUGGCGCCCUAGCCCUGCUGUGGGCCCCGACGUCCCAGACCUCCGCAUCCUUUUUGCCGCCUUGGAUCUUUUGGAAAAUAUUCAAGAUUAUAAAAUUUAGAUGACCAAAAUGGAUAUCCGGGGUGCUGUAGAUGCUGCUGUUCCAACCAACAUUAUUGCUGCCAAGGCUGCAGAAGUCCGUGCAAACAAAGUGAACUGGCAGUCCUAUCUUCAGGGACAGAUGAUUUCUGCUGAAGAUUGUGAAUUCAUUCAAAGGUUUGAAAUGAAAAGAAGUCCUGAGGAGAAGCAAGAGAUGCUUCAAACUGAAGGCAGUCAGUGUGCUAAAACAUUUAUAAAUCUGAUGACUCAUAUCUCCAAAGAACAGACAGUUCAGUACAUACUAACUAUGGUUGAUGAUAUGUUGCAGGAAAAUCAUCAGCGUGUUAGUAUUUUCUUUGACUAUGCUAAACGGAGUAAGAACACUGCCUGGUCCUAUUUUCUGCCAAUGUUAAAUCGCCAGGAUCUCUUUACUGUUCACAUGGCAGCAAGAAUUAUCGCCAAGUUAGCAGCUUGGGGAAAAGAAUUGAUGGAAGGCAGUGACUUAAAUUACUAUUUCAAUUGGAUAAAAACUCAGCUGAGUUCACAGAAACUGCGUGGUAGCGGUGUUGCUGUUGAAACAGGAACAGUCUCUUCAAGUGAUAGCUCUCAGUAUGUACAGUGUGUUGCUGGGUGUCUGCAGCUGAUGCUUCGGGUCAAUGAGUACCGCUUUGCCUGGGUAGAAGCAGAUGGGGUAAACUGCAUAAUGGGAGUUUUGAGUAACAAAUGUGGCUUUCAACUCCAGUAUCAAAUGAUUUUUUCAAUAUGGCUUCUGGCAUUCAGUCCUCAAAUGUGUGAAUACCUGCGUCGCUAUAACAUCAUUCCUGUUCUGUCUGAUAUCCUUCAAGAAUCUGUCAAAGAGAAAGUGACAAGAAUCAUUCUUGCAGCAUUCCGAAACUUUUUAGAAAAAUCAACUGAAAGAGAAACUCGCCAAGAAUAUGCUCUGGCUAUGAUUCAGUGCAAAGUUCUGAAACAGUUGGAGAACUUGGAACAGCAAAAGUACGAUGAUGAAGAUAUCAGUGAAGAUAUAAAAUUUCUUUUGGAAAAACUUGGUGAAGUGUUCAGGAUCUUAGUUUACCCAGUAAAUCCUGGUUAUUCUGAAUUACCAUUCAGUAUUAAAUGGCUACUUGAAAAAGAGUCCAGCUCAUUUGAUGAGUACAGUUCAGAACUUAAAUCUGGAAGAUUGGAAUGGAGCCCUGUACACAAAUCUGAGAAAUUUUGGAGAGAAAAUGCUGUGAGGUUAAAUGAGAAGAAUUAUGAGCUCUUGAAAAUUUUGACAAAACUUCUGGAGGUAUCAGAUGAUCCACAAGUCUUAGCUGUUGCUGCUCAUGAUGUUGGAGAAUAUGUGCGGCAUUAUCCAAGAGGAAAACGGGUUAUUGAACAGCUUGGUGGGAAGCAACUGGUGAUGAACCAUAUGCACCACGAAGACCAGCAGGUUCGUUACAACGCUCUUCUGGCUGUGCAGAAACUCAUGGUGCACAACUGGGAAUAUCUUGGUAAACAGCUCCAAUCUGAGCAACCUCAGACUGCUGCUGCCCGAAGCUGAAGUGUGCCCUCCAGCCUUCCUAUUUCACCCGUGACACAGCACCUGGAGUGUGAAUCUCAGUAAUUAAAUGAAUUGUCAUUUUGUUUGUAACUUUCUUCUGUUGUAUAGCUUUCCCACUGCUGAUUUCUGGUAAAAGUGUUUGCCCAUUAACUUGUGUAAAAGAGUAGGUGCUUUCUGUCUCUAAGAAAAGUAUUAGUGUUACAUAUAUUGCCUGUAUUUCUAUAUUUAUUCUCUGGAAAUGAAUAUAGUUAUUAAAGGAUUCUCACUCCAAA